CGAGACGCUGUAAUGACGGUCCCAUCUCCGAAUGAAGACGCUGAGGAAAGUCUAUAUCACAGGAGAUGUCACUGGAUGUAACAGGAUAUACAUUGUGAGGUCUGGACUUGCGGCUACCUAAAUUAAGCUUACAAUGAGCUUAUAUUCAGUCAUAUGGAUUACACUGCUGCCAAGCCUUUGCCAACCACAGAUAACAAGCGAAUAUGUUAAUCUGAACAACAGAGGAAGCCAAGGUAAAUGCACCUAUACAUUUGUGGUGCCGCAGCAGAAAAUCACUGGAGCUGUUUGCGUCAGCACAGCUAAGUUCCCUGAAGCGUUUGGAGUGAACAGAAGCGAAGUUGAGGAGUUAAAACAGGAACUUAGCCGACAACAAACUGAGAUUGAGAAAAUUAAAAGACUGGUAGACGUGGACCAUGAAGUAGCCAAUGAGAUGGACCAUCUCCGAAGAGAGAGCAGGAAUAUGGAUUCCCGUCUCAGUAACUUGCAUGUGCAGUUCCUCCAUGAGGUUCUUCAGAAGAAGAAUGACUCAAAAGAAGUGUUUCAGGGAGAAGAUAAAGUAGUCAAUGCCAUCUCUGAAAUCCCAAUCUUAGCUUCUAAAUACCGAGAUCUCCAAGAAAAGUAUAAUUUCCUAACUUCAUUGGUCAACAACCAGAGUCUUAUCAUUGCACGUUUAGAAGAGCAGUGUCAACAAAGCCUUGGUAGACGUCACGUUGACCAGGCGCCAUCCUAUUCACAGUCAACAAUUGAGGCUUUGAGCAACUCUUCAGAAGGGAAAAAGAAACAAAAUCACGAUACUCAUGGGGAGCAGACAGAUGGAGCCGCACACAGGAAAGAAAUACUCCCAACACAAGCAACAAAGACAACCUCCAAAACCCCGGUUAUCCAAUCCGAGGCCUCCCAAUCAGAAGGACCAUGGAUGGAUUGCUCUGAAGCCUUCUUAGCAGGUCAAAAGUCAAGUGGUAUCUAUCUUCUGAAACCACAAAACAGCAACCAAAUCAUGCAGGCCUGGUGUGACCAAGAGAACAACGGAGGUGGGUGGACGGUGAUUCAAAGACGACAGGAUGGAUCAACCAACUUCUUUAAAACCUGGCAUAACUAUAAAGAUGGAUUUGGUAAUUUGGACAACGAAUAUUGGUUGGGUCUUGAGAACAUUUACUGGUUGACCAAACAAGGAAACUACAAACUUCUUAUCCUCAUGGAUGACUGGCAAGGUAGACAAGUUAGUGCAGAAUAUGACCAGUUUCGUGUGGAACCAGAGAGCGACUUCUACCGGUUGCGACUAGGGCAAUACCGUGGUACAGCUGGAGACUCCCUCUCCUGGCACAAUGAUAAACAGUUUAGCACUUUGGACAAAGAUCGGGACUCGUACUCAGGUAACUGUGCCCAUUUCCAGAAAGGAGGAUGGUGGUAUAAUAUGUGUGCCCAUUCCAACCUCAACGGGGUAUGGUACCGUGGUGGUCAUUACCGUAGCCGCUACCAGGAUGGAGUCUACUGGGCUGAGUUUCGUGGUGGAGCUUACUCUCUAAAGAAGGUCUCCAUGCUUGUAAAACCCAACAAACAGUGACCUCUUGGUAACCUACCUGAGAAAUACCAACCCAUGAAGUUUAACCCUUCAUUUUCUUACCAGCAAUACAGAUGGAGACAUGAAAAAAAACAUCUUGACUCCUCCACGUCGUUAGUCUAUCUACGCUAUGAAUUAUAGAUAUUGCAGGGAUCACUCUUUGUUUUGGAGAAUAUCUAAUUCUAUUUAAACUUUGUAUUGAUGAUAUUUUUAUCAGAAUGUUCUUUUAGUGCUCUUGGAGUGCCAUUCAUAACUGGAGACAGACCUAUUGUUUAGUAGGGUUGAAAUAGGACAUGUUCAUUAAGUACAACUGUUAUUGUUGAUCCAGAAGAAGAAAGACCCUGUGGCAUAGAUUAUCCUAUGCUAUGAAGAUCAAGUACCGACUCGGUUUUCUACACAAGUACUCUAGUACAAAUAAUUUCAUUGUUAAACUGCUUUAAAAUUGUUUUAAUGAAGUGACCAUCAGCACAUCCCAAGAAGAGAGUCCCAUAGUCUUACUGCUCUUACUGAGAAGAAUCCCUUUUUGUGUGCUAAAACCUUUUUGCCCCCAUGAUUUUUAUGUAUACUCCUAUAUUGUGCCCACCGGCCUGGGGAUAAAUCUAUCUUUAGACAUAUCUCUUUACUGACAUAUUUAUUCAAAAUAAGGUCAUUUUAAGUGUAAGAGAGCCUCUCACUGGACAUACUCUAGUAAGUGCAGAACCAGCUAUUCUACACCAUGAGUGCAUCUGCACCUAUGUCUGACUUUGUGGACAUGUUCUCAUGUAGCUCUCACAAGAACAAGCUCCAAGAUCAGAGUAUAGAGGCAGAAGUAGGACUAUUAUAAGGUUGCACUCUGUCUCAAUUUUACUUUUUGUAACCUUUAAAUGCUUAUAAAUGUUACUUUGGAUGUCUAUGUCUCUACGAUAACAAUUAUUGUCCUUAUAUUUGGCACCUCAGUGUUAUGAUAGGGACACUGGGUGUGACAGCCACCAGCCAGAAUCUAACUUCCAAGCACAGAGUAGUAAAUAAAAAAGUUAUGGUUGGCCCUAUUGCUAUUUUUACAGCAUGCUUAUCAGGGGCGUUCUCUUUUUAGAUACAGUAUACCACUUUUUCCGGAAAUCUUGGUUUCAUUAUACCACCUAAUGGUUUCCUACAUCCUGAUCAUGAAUACUAAUAAAUACCUGUGAGCCAAAUAGACAUAAUAUCGAAAUAAGGAGAUUUCAUUGUCUAUUUCCCCUUGAUAACACUUCUUGUCCUCAUGUUUGACACCUCAAUGUUACGAUAGGAACACUGGGUCUGACAGCAACCAGCCAGAAUCUAACUUCCACGUACAGAGAAGUAAAUGAAACGUCAACAUCUCACACCUUGCCAAAGGAAGAACGUUUUUGAUUGCUAUCUUUACAGCAUGCUAUCUGGGGCGUUCUCUUUUUAGAUGCAGUAUACCAUUUUUUUCUGAAAUCUUGGUUUCGUUAUACCACCAAUGAUAUUGGUUUCCUAUAUCCUGAUCAUGAAUACUAAUAAAUACCC
Molecule: messenger RNA, 3067 nt
Organism: Bufo gargarizans (Asiatic toad)
Lineage: Eukaryota; Metazoa; Chordata; Amphibia; Anura; Bufonidae
Gene: ANGPTL6
Product: angiopoietin like 6
Exons: 6
Coding region: 134-1564 (476 amino acids)
Source: RefSeq, a predicted model, not a curated record